GUGGCGGUGGCAGAGGUUAGUCUAAGGUAGAAAUUGCGAAGGUAGAAAUUGGUCACCCGUUUGGCUGUGUCCAAUUCGAGAGAGGGACAUAGGUUUUAUUUUGAGGUCCUUUCGAGUGAAUCCAGCUAAUUCAUAUGGAAGUGAGACGUGGGGCUCAGACAAACAUAUUGCCAGCAUGGACCGAUGUUCUCGUACAGGAACAGAAGACUUUUGGGAGGGCACAACUAAAUGUACAAACACGAACCCUACCCGGACACAACGUCAUCGUACAACAUCACAAUUUAGAUCACAAAUUGUAUCCAUGCUGCUCGGGAAAUUUGACUCUGGACAAUCACAGAAUAUUUUCUUCCUUUUGGUUUUGAAUAUAAAAUUUGCUGAUUACUAGUUAUGAACUGAUGUGAGAAAUCAAGACCAUGAGGUGCAUGUGAUGUGAGUACUGGAUUUCUCGAGGAAGAGGCAGAAAUGAUUCAGCGAAGAAGAAUGCCAUCUCAGGGUUGGUUAUCAGGGUGACAGGAAGGGGAGUCACUUUCUUUCGAAGAAGGGAAGGACUGUAAGGCGAAGGUGAGGGAAGGAAAGAAGUGAAGUGUUGGGGGAUGGCUACUCUUCCGGAGGUGCAGGUCGAGCUCUACGUGAGUGGCACUGGACCACGUCACAGUUUCAAAGAGAAAUUGCAAGGAUGGGAAGCGAAUCGCCUCGAUUUGGAGACCAUUAUGAACAAGUAUUCUUUGAAGGCCUUGUAUGCAUACUCGCUCAGUAAUGGCAGGGGUCAGCGAUUGAUCCAGCACCCCAGAAAUGGUCUCUCUAUGGUAUGCUACUCAGGAAAACCUGAUGUCGUCAUCCGGCUUGAUUCCGAUCCUAAGACGUCAAUGAUGCAGAGGGCUGUUCUCAUGACGGUAAUCAUUUCAGUGAUUAUCCUUUUGAUAUUGGCGUUCUCCGACGAGGCCGAUAAACCUCUCUGGUUCAAAAACUUUCAAGCGCUUGGAGGCGGAGGCAUCGGCUGGCUCGUCGCAUUUAUCGUCAUCGUCCUAUCGCAGGUCACCGGUUGGCCCAGAAAGCAAUUUCGCUAGCGCCACGAACAGGCGUCUGCAGCAUUGCAAGGCAAACGCUGCCCCUGUUGGAGUUGUGUAUCUGCCCCACCAACGCCGAGGCCGCCAGGCACUGGAUGGACGAUCGUCUACGGUCUGCAGCUGGAAAGCCAGUCCGGCGUAAGAGUUGGGGACACUAAAGUAUACCGCCAUUGGGAAAUGCAAUCCUCUCCAACGCGUCAUCCGCAGCACCAGCAGCUCCGUGCAGUCGUAAAGUGUCAUGACGUCUCAUCUGAGAACGGUGAGUGGUCGUAAAUGCAAGCUACGACUCCAUCUCAAUUGGAUAAAGAAUGUAGUUGAUCAAAUGGCCAUGGAAUGUGAUGGGAUUUGAUAGUAUGCGAUGUGAUUGAUAGUUACAUUUAUCCUGGUCCUCGAGGCUAUAUUGAUGGAGUGCUUUAAGCCUCGAUCAAUGAUUAGUUUCUUUACCUUUAUGAGAUUUAUUCAGACGCGAACUGCGAUGUGGGAUUCUAGAACCUGUGUAAUGAAGUCUGAAGUACAUACUCGACAUUCAAGACUAGAACUUCGAGUAUGUACAAUGUUGAAUGAAACUAGACAUGCUUCGUGGCCACUUCGACCAC
Molecule: messenger RNA, 1663 nt
Organism: Marchantia polymorpha subsp. ruderalis
Lineage: Eukaryota; Viridiplantae; Streptophyta; Marchantiopsida; Marchantiales; Marchantiaceae
Source: the annotation of a GenBank genome assembly